Molecule: messenger RNA, 261 nt
Organism: Trichoplax adhaerens
Lineage: Eukaryota; Metazoa; Placozoa; Uniplacotomia; Trichoplacea; Trichoplacidae
Exons: 3
Biological process (GO): regulation of transcription by RNA polymerase II
Molecular function (GO): RNA polymerase II cis-regulatory region sequence-specific DNA binding; DNA-binding transcription factor activity, RNA polymerase II-specific
Source: RefSeq, a predicted model, not a curated record
GAACGUCCGCACGGAUGCCCAGUUGAAGGCUGCGGACGUAGGUUCUCUCGAUCUGAUGAACUUACACGCCACAUGAGAACUCAUACUGGUCAAAAGCCAUUCCAGUGCCGGAUAUGCAUGCGAAGUUUUUCUCGUUCAGACCAUUUAACAACUCACAUUCGAACUCAUACCGGUGAAAAACCGUUUGAAUGUGAUGUUUGCGGUCGAAAAUUUGCUCGUUCAGAUGAAAGGAGACGCCACAGCAAAAUACACUUUCGAGAA